Messenger RNA from Oncorhynchus kisutch (coho salmon), 2100 nucleotides. It is a transcript of the gene nup35, whose product is annotated as nucleoporin 35. Gene Ontology annotation, cellular component: nuclear pore nuclear basket; nuclear pore central transport channel; nuclear membrane. NCBI's taxonomy places the organism in Eukaryota, Metazoa, Chordata, Actinopteri, Salmoniformes, Salmonidae. Gene Ontology annotation, biological process: NLS-bearing protein import into nucleus; nuclear pore organization. The record is from RefSeq and is a predicted model, not a curated record. Gene Ontology annotation, molecular function: phospholipid binding; structural constituent of nuclear pore; nucleic acid binding. The coding region runs from base 187 to 1116 and encodes 309 amino acids. The transcript has 9 exons.
AGAAGGAAACAAUCCACCACGUGUCUGAAUACAGAACCAGAUAGCGUGAAACCCAGCUGCCGAACUAACGCGAGAUUUCAGAUUUCCGACCGUUUGAAAACUUGAGUUGCGUCUUCAAUUCUGUUAACUUCUCUGGUGUCUAGCUGUUCACCAGGUUUCGUAUAAUCGGUGGUCUUUAAGUUUAGGAUGGAAUUUCAAGGUACGGAACCAAUGACUCUGGGUUCCCCGACAUCACCCAAGCCCGGCCCGGGUGCCCAGUUUCUCCCCGGGUUUUUGAUGGGGGAUCUGCCAGCGCCUAUCACACCCCAGCCUCGGUCAUUUGGGGUCAUGGAUAUGAGGUCACCACUUCAAACAGGUGGCUCUCCCCCUCAACCUGUGGUUCCUACACCCAAAGACAAGAGUGGGGCCCCUCCAGUCAGGAGUAUCUAUGAUGACCUCUCCUGUCCCGCUGUCGGGAUGUCCCCUAUGAGUGCACAUAAACAGCCAUUCUCAAUGAUGCACACCCCGCUGUCUGGCUAUAUGGCUGUCACACCAGGAACAGCGUCCAGUCUAUUUAGUCCUACUACCAUCGGGCAGCAGGCGAAGUCAACAAUGUCUCCAGCCCAAGUAGACCCUUUCUUCACUCAGGGAGACGCACUGUCUUCUGAAGACCAUCUAGAUGAUACAUGGAUCACUGUAUUUGGGUUUCCUCCUGCCUCUGCGUCUUAUAUUCUGUUGCAGUUCGCCCAGUAUGGAAACAUAACGAAACACGUGAUGUCCAACACUGGUAACUGGAUGCACAUUCAAUAUCAGUCUAGACUCCAAGCAAGAAAAGCUCUAAGUAAAGAUGGGAAGAUUUUUGGCGAGGCUAUAAUGAUUGGUGUUAAACCAUGCAUCGAUAAGAAUGUGAUGGAGAUCUCAGACCGAGGCUCUACCUCCUCUGGCUCAGUGUUUACUCCUCCAGUCAGGAAUGGAACCCCCAGCCACCAUGUCUCUACACCUCGCUCCUCUAUGAGGCCCCUCAGUGCAGCCUACAAGGCCUCCAGCAGUGAAUACCAGGUGGUGGCAGACGAACAGAUCCCAAGGAAAGACGACAGUUUGGUUUCUAAAGCGAUGGAGUACAUGUUUGGCUGGUGAGACGGUCUCCUCCGAUUGGCCCGAGCGCUUUUUAUAUUAAAAACUGGGGGGGGGGGGACCCGACAGCAGCCUUCUGUCAUCACCGUGUUGUGGAAGUGUGUCCUAAAUGGUACCCUAAUGGCUCAAUUGAACCUGGUCAAAAGUAGUGCACUACAUAGGGAUUAGGGUACCAUUUGGGGAUCAUCCAGUGUGUCAGUGAUUUGGGGGAACCAAGCCGAUGUGGAUUUCUUCAACCCUGCGACGACUAUGUGGUGAUUUGAGUGGACGGGAUUUUGACUAAACGAACACCGGAUAUUGUAUGUUGACAUUGAAUGAAGUGUUGUUGUUUUUUGUGCAGACGUCAUGGUGUUGACCUGACGAACACAAACUUACAUAUUUUCUUAUUUGCUACUUGUCCUCUUGAGGAUUUUUGAAUCCCACGUAAAUCAAGACAUUUAUUGUUAUUUCUCAAAUGUCCCCUAUUUCCUACGUUGUGUACAACUGUUGACCAGUACCCAUAAGGGUCUGAAUGGAAUAGGGGGCCAUUUUGGAUGCCCGCAUGGCCUGUCUACAGUAUCUUAACUAAGUGCUGCUUUGACAGGUGGACGUCAAGGUUGCACAUCAGUAUCCUCUGUUUGAUGCUGCAGGUUUCUUUUUGAAUGUCCUUUUCCCCCUCUAAAUGGUUCAUUAGUAAACAACGGUAAAUAUAACAGGAAUCAGAGUUAAGAAUUGUGAUUUUUAUAUACGAAAUGUCUUUUUUGUGUGAUGUCAAACAUUUAAGUGUUUUAAGUCUCACAAAACUGUCGGUGUACCAAGUGUCUCGUCUUAUAUCCAUUUAAAACUAUUUGUCUGUUUCGGCUGUCUACUAUUUCGGCUGUCUCUUUUUAGUAUUUCUACGGUCUCCUCUGUCAGCGGUCUCUGCUCGGUACUAUGUCUGCUGUUUUUAAUGUCUCUGUCAUUUGCUUACUAUUUUUGUCAAAUAAAUGUCACAUAAUUUGAAUACCA